Molecule: messenger RNA, 1463 nt
Organism: Ananas comosus (pineapple)
Lineage: Eukaryota; Viridiplantae; Streptophyta; Magnoliopsida; Poales; Bromeliaceae
Product: phosphoglycerate kinase 3, cytosolic-like
Exons: 6
Coding region: 258-1463 (401 amino acids)
Biological process (GO): glycolytic process; gluconeogenesis
Cellular component (GO): cytosol
Molecular function (GO): ADP binding; ATP binding; phosphoglycerate kinase activity
Source: RefSeq, a predicted model, not a curated record
AUUUUAUAAGAGACCGGCCCACGGUGGGCCAGGUCUACGGAAAACUUCUUUUUCCCGGCGCAAUGUAGCAACACCAGCCCUUAACGUACGCCCCCCUCCUCCCUAUAUAAACCAAAGCCCCUCCCCCUCUCCCUCUUCCUCCGAGUCUCUCCACCAUUCUCCUCCUCCUCCUCCUCCUCCUCCACCUGAAACCCUAACCCCAUCGAUCUCAUCGCUCUCGCUCUCGCUCUCUCUCUCUCUCGAUAGAGGAUCCAUCAAUGGCGGCGAAGAAGAGCGUGGGGGAUCUGAAGGAGGCGGAUCUGAGGGGGAAGAAGGUGUUCGUGAGGGUCGAUCUCAACGUGCCCUUGGACGACGCCCUGAACAUCACCGACGACACCCGGAUCCGCGCCGCGGUGCCCACGAUCAAGUACUUGGUCGGGAACGGCGCCAGGGUCAUCCUCUGCACCCACCUGGGACGCCCUAAAGGUGUCACUCCAAAGUACAGCUUGAAGCCUCUCGUGCCGAGGCUAUCAGAACUUCUUGGAGUCAAUGUCGUGAUCACGAAUGACUGCAUUGGCGAAGAAGUUGAAAAAACGGUGGACGCAUUGCCAGAUGGCGGCGUUGUACUUCUUGAGAAUGUCCGAUUUCAUAAGGAAGAAGAGAAGAAUGAUCCCGAGUUCGCUAAGAAGCUAGCAUCGCUCGCGGACCUCUAUGUGAACGAUGCCUUUGGCACCGCCCACAGAGCUCACGCCUCGACCGAGGGAGUCACCAAGUUCUUGAAGCCGGCUGUCGCCGGCUUCCUUAUGCAGAAGGAACUUGAUUACCUUGUUGGGGCCGUGGCGAACCCUAAGAAGCCAUUUGCGGCCAUCGUGGGUGGAUCUAAAGUAUCAACGAAGAUCGGAGUGAUCGAAUCAUUGUUAGGAAAGGUCGAUAUCCUUCUUCUCGGCGGUGGGAUGAUCUACACGUUUUACAAGGCGCAAGGGUACUCUGUUGGGUCGUCACUGGUUGAAGAAGACAAGCUCGACCUAGCGACUUCUCUUCUAGAGAAAGCGCGCUCCAAAGGGGUUUCUCUCUUGCUGCCCACCGACAUUGUGGUAGCCGAUAAGUUUGCUGCGGACGCAGCCAGCAAGGUCGUACAAGCGUCGGAAAUUCCAGAUGGCUGGAUGGGUCUCGACAUCGGACCCGACGCGAGCAAGACAUUUAAUGAAGCCCUGGAUACCACCAACACCAUCAUUUGGAACGGACCCAUGGGCGUGUUCGAGUUCGAGAAGUUUGCUGCGGGAACCGAUGCGAUUGCGAAGAAGCUGGCCGAGCUCAGCGCGAAGGGCGUCACGACGAUCAUCGGGGGCGGUGACUCCGUCGCCGCAGUGGAGAAGGCGGGCCUGGCAGACAAGAUGAGCCACAUCUCAACCGGAGGCGGCGCGAGCCUGGAGUUGCUGGAAGGCAAGUCGCUCCCGGGAGUCCUCGCUCUCGACGAUGCUUGA